AUGGCAGCGAGCCAAAUUGCCGCGCAAGCAUCGCGCGAACAACCAACACGGAUGAUGAAAUCGCGCCAAGCUUUGGUUUCCGUACCUGAACAGAUUCAAACAGCCUGUACGCCUAUUGCCCGCAGUGCAUACAGUGGAAAAGGUUUGUCCGCGUCCAUAAAUGUUGCACUAGAGCCCAGUUCCGAAGAACAGAAUUUCAUGAUGCCCAUAUGUUGCAUGCCCCCCCCCUUAAGGGGUUUGGUGACAGCACUGGGGAAUUUGGCACCCGAAGUGGACGCGGCUCUUGCCACCGCCUCAUCCCCCUCGCCGGCACCGCAGAAGACGGAAGAAUGUAAGCCCCCCUCCUCCCUCUCCUCCCCCUCCCGCUACUCUUCACCCUUAUCACCUCCUCUCCUUUGCCGCCUUGAUUACGCUUUACUGGCCAUCACCGCCUGCAAGGCGUCAGUCAUUGGGUUGUUUGAAAUCCGCAUGCUCUCUUUCCUCUACGAGUUGCUUAGAGGCAUGUACAGUCUUUCCGACUCCGCCUUGGCACUGGCAGUCGACUGCAUUACCUUGAAAGGGCAGGGCGUAUGCCCACCCAUGCUCCUCCCGCCGCCCUACCCUCCCCCGCUCCCCCUCUCUUUUCACUCCGACUCCUGCCCACCAGUCCCCGUCAAUCAGGUGUGGUCCGUGUUGUGCGCGCCAACGGGCGAGGUCAUUAACUAUGCAAUUUUGCUUUUGCCUCCCAAUUCGGCGUCGUCUUUUAUGCUCAGCGCAGCCACCCCGGAGGAAUUGCUUGUAUGGCACGCCCUCCCCGUUCCCGGCAUGCCUCGGAGAUAG
Dibothriocephalus latus is the source of this 819-nucleotide messenger RNA. NCBI's taxonomy places the organism in Eukaryota, Metazoa, Platyhelminthes, Cestoda, Diphyllobothriidea, Diphyllobothriidae. The record is from the annotation of a GenBank genome assembly.